ACAAGAGUUAUCGGUGAUAAGAGUUCUGUGAUCAUAAUACGAAGCUAAAUUGUGUCUGUGAAAGUGAAAGAAAAUGUAAUUAAUGCCAGUGUGUUUUACGACAUUGAUGGUAUGGCAUCUUGAAAUCUGUUUGGAUAGACUGAUAUGCAAGACUAAAUGGAACAGACGGAAUUUUAUGCUGCCCUGUUGGCAGGGGGGCUGGCAGGAACAACUGUUGAUGUCUCCCUGUUCCCGCUGGACACUCUCAAGACUCGCUUGCAGAGUGCAAAGGGAUUUAGGAGAGCUGGUGGAUUCAAGGGAGUGUACUCUGGCUUGGCUUCUGCAGCACUGGGUUCAGCUCCAACAGCGGCAUUGUUUUUCUGCACUUAUGAAUUCAUCAAAGCCAGCUUACCUCAUGGUGCUGACCCAACUGGUUCUGGCCAGGUAAUGGUUCAUGUGGCUGCAGCAUCUUUAGGGGAAGUGGCUGCCUGUCUUGUACGUGUUCCCGUAGAAGUGGUCAAACAACGAACCCAAGCCACACAUGCAUCUUCUUCUCUUAACACGCUCCGUAAAACAUUAGCGUCAGAGGGUGCAUUUGGAUUAUACAGGGGAUACUUUAGUACUGUGUGCAGAGAAGUUCCAUUUUCCUUCCUCCAAUUCCCAAUGUGGGAAUAUUUUAAAAGAAAAUGGUCUGACACUCAAGGUCACCCAGUGUUGCCGUGGCAAUCCUCGGUUUGUGGAGCUGUAUCAGGUGGUCUUGCAGCUGGUAUAACAACUCCGCUAGAUGUGGCUAAAACAAGGAUCAUGUUGGCAAAACAAGAAAGCAAUAUAGCAACAGGCAGUAUUAUGUUCGCUCUACAAAGUGUUUACCAGGCGAGGGGAUUCAGAGGGCUGUUUGCUGGUAUUAUUCCAAGGACUGUGUGGAUAUCAUUGGGAGGGGCAAUAUUCUUAGGUGUCUAUGACAAAUCAAAACUUGUAAUUCAUCAAGUUGUGUACAAAGAUAGCAUGGAUGCACCAAGAUGACAGUGUUGUUACAAUAGACCGUUUCAUAUUUUUUGGGUAUAUAUAUUAAUAUUGUACAAAACAAAAAAAGACAAAAAACACCUUCUAAGGACAUAGUUAUUCAACCAUUUGGUUGAGAUGGUAAAACCUAUAAUAAUAGUAAUAAUAUAAUUGAGAACAUCUUAUUGUUCCAAACCAUUUCAUUUGCGACUUUCACUAAGGAAUUUUCCAUUCGAAAGAAUUUGUUUUCAAAUGCAGUACUGUCUGUACAAGAGUUACACAAAUGCUGUGUUUUACCUAAAAUUAUGCUGCUGGUGUUCACUGAUUUUGAGAUUUCUAUUGAUCUUACAAAGGUAUUAUGAUGUUUUGAACUUUGAGUGAUAUCCAAAAUGAAAUGAGGCAAAUGAAAGUUUUAUGACUUUCAUUUGCCUCAGGAUCUAAUAAUGCAAUUUUGAGCAAAUUUUUAAGUCAAAUACGUCAGGAUAAUAAUUUGUAAAGAUGCAGUAAUAAAACAGAAUUGGAAUAUUUAUGACUGAACUUGUCUUUGUCAUCCAGAUAUACAUUUCUCCAGUGAAGAAAUGUAUGUCAAUCAGUCAAUCAAUCUUUCACUCACAGGCCCUUGACCACUCUCAGAAGCUGCGGAUGAGAAGACAGCUUCAGCUGUUUGGACUACAGCUUAAUGGUCCACAGGUCAGAUAUCUGGGCAGUGGUUUUCUUCUACGU
Molecule: messenger RNA, 1704 nt
Organism: Liolophura sinensis
Lineage: Eukaryota; Metazoa; Mollusca; Polyplacophora; Chitonida; Chitonidae
Product: mitochondrial S-adenosylmethionine carrier protein-like
Exons: 9
Coding region: 157-1002 (281 amino acids)
Biological process (GO): transmembrane transport
Source: RefSeq, a predicted model, not a curated record